CAUCUAAGGACGCGAUGGGUAAGUCCAUGAUCCAUCGGCUGGCAGCUUAAAUUGCCAGUGUUCGUCAGUCUAGCGAAUAUGGUUGUGAGCGGUAGCGAUGGUUGCUGAAUUAACAUUGCUUUCCUCAGGCAAUUGUCAACAAAAAAGUAAUUUUUAAUCCUGAAGGACCUGGAAAGCGCGACAUAACACACGUAUAUAAUAUUAUGGCAACUGCUAUUCAAAAGAAUGGCAUGAAACCUCUAAGCAACCGAUCACUAAAUCAUGUUGAAAGUGUUAAUAAUUUGGGUAAUGCUGUUGAAUGUAAAGAGGAAAAGGAUGACGGGUUUGAGUGCAAAAAAGAAAAGGAUGACAUGUUUGAGGGCCAACUUCAGCCUUAUGUGGAUUCUGUUGAGCAAGAAUCUCCUGAGCUUGAUAUUGUCAUUAAUAAUGUAGUUUGUAGCUUCAGCGUCAGGUGUCAUUUAAACCUACGCGAAAUAGCUCUUAAAGGAUCUAACGUUGAAUACAGAAGAGAAAAUGGAAUGAUAACUAUGAAGUUAAGAAGACCAUAUACCACAGCAUCUAUUUGGUCAUCUGGUAAGGUAACUUGCACUGGUGCAACCAGCGAAGUUCAAGCAAAAAUUGCAGCGCGCAGAUUUGCCCGUUCUCUUCAGAAACUUGGAUUUCAAGUGAGAUUCAAUAACUACAGAGUGGUCAAUGUGCUUGGCACUUGUUGUAUGCCAUUUGCUAUCAAGAUAACAUCAUUUUCAGUAUAUCAUAAAGAAAACGCAGAAUAUGAGCCAGAAUUACAUCCUGGAGUUACAUACAAGCUGAAAGAACCAAAAGCUACAUUAAAGAUAUUUUCUACAGGGAGCGUUACUGUAACUGCCCCCAACGUCGCUUCGGUUCAAGCGGCAAUUGAAUAUAUUUAUCCACUAGUCUACGAAUUCCGUAAGGAACGAACAGCGGAAGAUGAGCUCGCAUUCGCGACAAAAAGACGCAAAUUAGACUUGAAAAGAAAUGAAGAACAGUUCCUAGAAGAGCCGAAUUUCCUGUACGAAAGUGUGGCCUCUGAUGAAGAUGAGCUCGACGACAGGGCGAGUGGCGAUAGUUGGGACUGAUCUGUUUUAUUUUAUCAUUUACUGUUAACUGUGAAGCUGUUAUAUACGUGUGUAUGUAUACGUACAUACAUAU
Molecule: messenger RNA, 1170 nt
Organism: Harpegnathos saltator (Jerdon's jumping ant)
Lineage: Eukaryota; Metazoa; Arthropoda; Insecta; Hymenoptera; Formicidae
Gene: Trf2
Product: TATA box binding protein-related factor 2
Exons: 5
Coding region: 204-1097 (297 amino acids)
Biological process (GO): DNA-templated transcription initiation
Molecular function (GO): DNA binding
Source: RefSeq, a predicted model, not a curated record